This is a messenger RNA of Paramuricea clavata, 7516 nucleotides long. The record is from the annotation of a GenBank genome assembly. NCBI's taxonomy places the organism in Eukaryota, Metazoa, Cnidaria, Anthozoa, Malacalcyonacea, Plexauridae.
GAAUUCAGCGACUUUCUGGUAACAGUGCAAGAAACUAUGAAAACAGUGAAGCACCUCAAGGACUUUGACACCUUUUCUGCUAUUCAAGACCUGGUAGUAAGACUUCCACCUUAUUACAGCAAGAAGUGGUUACAAAGUGCGAAAGCGGUUGAGCUUGUUAAGGGAAAGUAUGAUUUUAACGACCUAGUUGACUUUGUGCAAAAGGCAGCAAAGGAUGCAACUCAUCCAGUGUUCUCGCAUGAAGUUCUGUUAUCUAAGAGAAAGGAGUUGUUGAAAGACAAGAAGCAAGAAGACAAGAAUAGUUAUCACAAGAGAAAGUUUGGCUCAUUCAACACAAGUAAGUACAAUGAAAGCUCUGGUCAUAGUGAUAAGAACAUAAAUGAACUCAUGUGCCCUGCAUGUAGAAAGCCUCACAAAUUGGAGAACUGUGACAUAUUCCUAAAGAAGUCUGUAAAGGAACGAUCAGAAUUAGCUAAGUCGAAAGGGCUUUGCUUCCUGUGUUUAUGUCAUGGUCAUAUGGCCAGGAGUUGCAAAGAAUCCAUUAGAUGCCAGACUUGUAAGAAACCCCAUGCCACACUUCUCCAUUUUGAAUCCAAGGAGUCUAAGAACGGGAAUAAGAAAGAGAACGAAGAGUCUAGCAAAGAAAAGCCUAAAGUAGCUAAUCGUGUCGUAGUGUGUCAUAGCAAUGAUUGCAAUGAAGUAACAACAUCGUCUUUAAUACUUCCGGUAUGGAUAUGUCACAAGGACAAUCCUGAGAAGAAAAUAAUGACAUAUGCUGUUUUAGAUGAUCAAAGUGACACAUGCUUUGUAACGGACAGUGUUUGUGAUCAGUUAGAAAUUGAAGGACCUGAGACUGUGAUUGAGUUAGGAACAAUGCAUGCUGUAGAAGAUAUCAGAACCCAGAAAAUUAGCGGUCUUAUUGUUUCAUCGGAAGAUAAGUCAGUAGAUGUACCUUUACCAAAAGCUUAUUCCCGUGAAAAUAUUCCAGCACGUCGAGAUCAGAUCCCUAGAGUAGAAAUGGCGAUCAAUUGGAGUCAUUUGAGUCCAAUUGCCAAUGAAAUACCAGAAUAUCGUGAUGAUCUCGGUAUUGGUCUCCUAAUUGGUAACAAUUGUGUCGAAGCUAUCAAACCCCGUGACGUUAUUCCCGGAAAACCUCAAGACCCGUAUGCUAUUAGAACUGUAUUCGGUUGGGGUUUGAUUGGAGUAACAAACCCUGUUGAUCACCGCGAAUGCCAAUCAGACGGAACUAGAAUACAUUGCCAUCGAGUUACAACCAAAGAUAUCACAACCCAGAGUACCGGUUCAACCUUUGUAGAGCAAACCCAAGUAAAGGAAGUAUUGAAUCCUCACGAAGUGUUAAAGAUGUUUGAACAGGACUUUUCCGAAAAGAAGAGAGAGAAACCAAUGUCGUUAGAAGAUCGAAUGUUUCUGGAUAUAACGAAAAGAGAGAUUCACGUUACUGAUGAUGGACAUUAUGAGUUGCCACUUCCGUUUCGAAACGACAAAGUUAAAUUACCGUCGAACAGAAAGCUUGCUAAAUCAAGGUUAGAUGGCCUUAAAGCAAAGUUCGCCAAAGGAUGUCAAAUACAAAAGAGAUUAUAUGCAAUUUAUGGAUGAUAUGAUGAAGAAAGGCUACGCUGAGAAAGCUCCACAGACUAAUGGAAAACCGUGGUAUAUACCUCAUCAUGGAGUGUACCAUACACACAAACCCAAUAAGAUCAGGGUCGUAUUUGACUGCUCAGCCGAAUAUGAAGGUCAAUCAUUAAAUCAACAUCUUUUACAAGGACCUGACCUAACGAACUCGCUCACUGGUGUACUUUGUCGAUUCCGCGAAGAAAGAAUAGCGUUUACGUGUGACAUCGAAUCCAUGUUCUGUUAGGUACGUGUGAAUGAAGAGCAUCGCGAUUACUUAAGGUUCUUGUGGUGGCCUGACGGAGAUACAUCGAAGGAGCCCGAAGACUACAGAAUGCGAGUCCACCUAUUUGGAGUAACGUCAUCACCCGGAUGUUCCAAUCUAGCGUUGAAAACCACGGCCAAAGCUAGUGAAGAAGUGGAAAACUGUUUUUAUGUUGAUGAUGGGUUAAAGUCCGUUGAGAAGGUAGAGCAAGCGACUAAGUUGAUAAAAAGCAGCAUUGAAAUGUGCCAGAAAGGCGGAUUUCGUCUACACAAGUUUUCUGCAAACAAGCGAGAAGUGAUCGAGUCCAUUCCCGUUGACUACCGUGCUACCGAAGUCAAAGAACUCGAUCUGAGUCACGAUAUACUUCCGAUCGAACGAGUACUAGGAAUGGAGUGGUGCAUCGAAAGUGAUUCUUUUCGGUUUCGCAUAACCUUAAAGGACAGACCACUUACAAGACGCGGGGUUUUGGCAACUAUAAGUUCCAUUUAUGAUCCCCUCGGACUCGUUGCCCCUGUUCUACUCACUGGAAAAAAGAUCCUACAAGCCCUGUGCAAAGAGAAUGCUGAUUGGGAUGACCCUCUGCCAGAAAAGCUUAUAAUAGAGUGGGAAAGAUGGAGAAAGGACAUUCAUUUGUUGGGAAACAUGAAAAUUGAAAGAUGUUACAAACCUGAGAGCUUUGGAGAUGUGAAGAAAACUGAACUUCAUCAUUUCUCUGACGCAAGCUGUGAAGGGUACGGUCAAUGUUCGUAUAUAAGAUUGGUUGAUGAUAGCGAUAGAAUCCACUGUUCGUUAGUUGUGGGCAAAUCUCGUGUGGCGCCACUGAAACAAGUUUCGAUUCCAAGGUUAGAGCUAACAGCCGCGGUUGUUUCUGUCAAAGUCAGCGCCAUGCUUCAAGAAGAACUCGAUUAUAAGAGCAUCGAAGAGAUAUAUUGGACAGAUAGCAAAGUCGUUUUAGGAUAUAUUAACAAUGAUGCGCGUCGCUUCCAUGUAUUCGUGGCUAAUCGCGUCCAACAAAUCAGACAUCAUUCGUCAAAGGAUCAGUGGAAUUACGUUGAGUCAAAGUUAAAUCCAGCUGAUGAGGCAUCCCGAGGUUUAAAGGCCUGUGAUAUUGUGAGCGAUUCGAAGUGGAUAAACGGUCCGUCAUUUCUAUACGAAGCUCACCAAGAUUGGAAUCAUUUUAACCAACCGGAUGACAAAGCAAAGCUGGAAACAGAUGAUGUCGAAGUAAAGAAAGUCACAACCUUUGCAACAUCUGUGAAAAAAUUCACGGACGUGGUAGAGAGAUUAGAAUACUUUUCGAGUUGGCACCGAGCCAAGAAGGCCAUCGCUAUUUGUCUUCGUUAUCGCAGAUUGUUACGUCAAAGGGUACGAAAAGGGAGGAAAAGGAUGUCGAGAACAUUGAGAAAGCAGCAACUGUUAUGAAACCUGACCAAGCUGUUACUGUGGAAGAAAUGAAUGCUGCUGAACGGGAAAUAAUCAAGGCACUGCAGAAAGAAGAAUUCAAACAGGAGAUAAGCUCGUUAAAGUCAAAACCCAAAGUCAAUGUACCGGAAACUCAACGACGGCGAAAUACGGUAGCUAGAACUAGCCCGAUUGCUAAACUCGAUCCCUUUAUGGACGAACAUGGAGUUAUACGAGUAGGAGGAAGAAUUCGAAGAUCUAGUAUGGACGCUAAUAUCAAGCAUCCGGUAGUCUUACCAAAGAGAGCUCACGUUUCGAAGCUGAUAGCAAAACAUUUUCACCAGAAGAUUGAUCAUCAAGGACGAGGGAUAACUUGGAAUACGAUACGUGCUUCAGGAUAUUGGAUCAUCGGUUGCAAAGAUGUUGUAGCUAAACUUAUCAAAGAUUGCGCCGUUUGUCAAAGAUUUCGAGCGAGUGUCAAAGAUCAGAAAAUGGCAGAUCUUCCGAAAGAACGGGUUGAGACGCUUUCAUAUCGUUCUCUCGCUGUUUUUGAUUUUCUGCCUUUUUCGAGGCGGUGUAUUACAGCUGAAUUGUUAUAAUGAAGUUAAUGUUAUUGGGCCUGUAACAUCUCGAUUGUCUGAUGGGAUGUUAUUUGGCAGUUAUUCAGGAUAUUUUGCUCAAUCUAUUCGUCAUUGCAGGACAAGGAGUUCAUCAAAGCGUAUCGGUUUACGGUCGAUGUUUUGCCUCAAAAUUCCUGUUUACAGAGACGGUAAGCGUGGUGAAACACCUCUGACCCUCUUUGACAAGAGUUUUGUGAUUGAUCUGACUGUCCAUGUGGAUGUAGUAUCAGAUGAGGCGCCAAGUUUAUCACCAAAUAUUGUGUGUGUUUGGUGGCCAUCUUGUUUUGUGCAAGAUACUGUAGAGGGCCGGAUUUGCAUUAUAAACUAUUCAACUGUGAAAUGUAUGCCAUGUAGGAUAAACACAAGUCGGAAAUACUCUAAAAAAUCUCUAGCAUAUUACCCGAACUCUGUAGCUACAUUUAAUUUGCUGAUUAUUGCAGGGGAUAUAGAAAGCAACCCUGGCCCUAAUUGCACUAGCAGCAAUACGGAUACGAACAGUGAAAAUAUACGGUGUAAAAGAUCUCUUCGGGCUCCUAAAUGUUCAGAGUGCGACAAGGCAGUGAGAGUGAAUAACAAAAGAUUGUAUUGCACUUUUUGUCAAGAAUUAACCCAUCUACGUUGCACAUCAAUGGGAACUUGUUUGACCCAAUAUGAGAACCUGUGGACAUGCCCCACAUGUUUAGCACAUGAACUGCCAUUUUAUAGUGUGAGAAAUCUCAACGAGCUAGAGACGGCUGAUGGUAGAUCAGAAUCCGAAGGUGAGAGAUACAUCAAUUCUCAUUUGGAAAAACUAAGUCGAAAUUCAAAUCAUCUCCGGCUGUGUCAUCUUGACUGUCAGUCUAUCUUAUCCACAUUUGACGAAUUUGUGCAUCUUGUUUCAGAAUAUGAUCUCGAUAUUUUAACUUUAUCUGAGACUUGGCUACAAAAUAAUACACAUGAGAUUGAAUAUGUUCAGAUUCCUGGGUACUCAAUGGUGUUUAAAAAUCGCGGGGAAAGACGAGGUGGGGGUGUUGCCAUCUACAUUCGGGAAGAGCUGAAAUUCAAGGAACGAUCUGAUUUAAUGAACAUUGAGCCAUCUAUGGAACAUAUUUGGAUCGAGAUUAAGGGUAAAAAUAAAAACAGUACUGUAUUGCUUGGAGUUUUCUAUCAACCAGAUUUUGAUUUUCAAAAAAAACUGUUUGGAUUGAAAAGUUUGAAUCAGUUCUAGCUGCAGUUCACUUGAAGUGGGACGGUAUUAUGAUAAUUGCUGGUGAUAGUAAUAUCGACUUGUGUAGCUCUUCAAAUAUAGGAGAAAAAUAUCAGGCAGUUUUACACGCAUUCAAUCUCACCCAGCAUGUCACAGCACCAACUCGUAAAAGAAAGUGUCUCAUUGAUCAUAUCAUCACAAAUAUUCCAAAAAAUGUUAUAGCAACGGAUGUUUUAGCUACACCGGAAAUUAGUGAUCACGAUAUGCCGUAUCUUAUUGUAAACGCGAGAUUAAACAGAUUUGAACCAAGAUUUAAAUAUAUUCGCUCGGAGAGAUUAUUUAGUCCAGAAGCAUUUCUACAAGAUAUUAGCGAACUGCCAUUUUCAACCGUGUACGCUGUUGACGACAUAGAUGAGAAAAUCGAUAUAUUUAAUGAAUUACUACGUAGCUGUAUUGAUCGACACGCCCCUUUAGUGCGUUGUAAGUUAACCCGUCCUCCUGCUCCUUGGCUUCAAGAUGUCGACAUCCAAAAUCUGCAAAAACGUCGGGAUGCUCUGAGGUUUAUUGCCCAUCAAACGCAGUUAGAGUCAGACUGGUCAAUUUAUCGCUCUGUUCGGAAUAAGAUUAAAUCGGCUAUUAAGACAGCAAAACAUAAUUUCUAUAGGAAAGCUCUCUCAUCUAAACGCUCAAAAAACGUAUGGUCAGUAAUUCAUAAAAUACUUAACCCAAAUCCCAAACGAAUAAGAUCAGAUCCAACGGAGCUUAAUAAUUUAUUCGUGUCUACAACCCAACGCAUUUUUGGAGUAGACUCUGGUCCAGGAUCGGGCAUUGUUACCUUUUUAGAGUCUCUACCCCGAGAUAGAAGUGAUAAUGGCUUUAAGUUGAAACCAGUAACCUUCAACGAUGUUUGUCAGCAACUGAAUAUGAUCCGAAAUGACUGUUCCACUGGCUAUGAUCAUUUACCAAUUAAAUAUUUAAAGCUGGCUUCGCAACACAUUCUUUCUCCAUUCACCCAUAUUGUAAACGCUCUCAUCGCAGAAAACAGAUUUCCGUCCUCAUGGAAAGUAGCGCGUAUAAGUCCGAUCCCAAAAAAUAACAAUCCUGUAAACAAUAGUGAUUUUAGGCCAGUAUCGGUGUUGCCAAUUCUAUCCAAAAUAUAUGAACGUUUAGUGUUGUCCCAACUGGUUCAAUGUAUUGACCAGAAUACGUUAUAUAAAGAAACCAUGUCUGGGUUUCGAAAAGGGCACUCAACCGCUGUGAUUUUACUUAAGCUCAAAGAUGACAUCUUGAAGGCUAUGAAGAAGGGCGAAAUAACACUAGCAGUAUUCACCGAUUAUUCGAAAGCUUUCGAUACGGUAGAUUUCCGGAUUCUGUUAAAGAAGCUAUAUGAUCUUGGAUUUCCAACGGAUUUUUUGCUUUGGAUUCAUAGUUACUUAGACGGUAGAAAGCAAUUUGUCCAGAUUGAUGAUCGUAAGUCUGGAUUGCUACCGGUAUCAUUUGGUGUUCCCCAGGGAUCGAUAUUGGGCCCAGUUCUUUUUAACCUGUACAUGGCUGACUUACAGAAUGGCAAAUUUGAUUGUAAUUACUUACAGUAUGCCGAUGAUACGUCCUUAUAUCAGCACUCCAAGGUUAAAAAUUUGAGCAAAUGUGUAGAUGAUAUGCAGAAAGAACUGGACCGUGCGAAUAGCUGGUCUAAGAAUUCGAACUUGCUAAUGAAUCCUACCAAGACAAAAACGAUGGUCUUUUCAACAUCCCAGAUGUCCACAACUCAUAACCUGGCUUCGUUGGAUCUUGUCUCGAUGCAUAUCAAUUAUCAAAACAUCGAACGAACAAAGUCAUGGAAGGUUUUGGGUAUAAAACUUAACGAGCACCUUAAAUGGAACCUUCAUUUAAACGAAGUUAUAAGAUCGUGUUAUGCUGUUUUGGCUGACUUGCGACGGUUAAAGAGAUUUACAACAUUUCAUUUAAGAAAACAAUUGGCUGAAUUGCUAGUAUUGUCAAAAUUGGACUAUUGCAACUGUCUAUACGGGUCAAAAGGUUCAAAACUCGGCUGCUGGUUUUGUUAAUAGCAGGUAUUCUAAAGCUGAAGAUGUGGUCUCAAUUGGUUGGUUACUAAUUAAAGAAAGAAUCGAUUACAGUAUUGCCAAACUUGCAUUUCAAGCUCUUAAUGACGAAAGAUGGCCAGGCUAUUUAACACUAGAAGUAAAAGAAGUUACUAGAGUUUUGAGAAGUAACAGUGAUGGUGCUUUAAGACUCAAACACUCUUACAUCGAAGAUACUUUUCAGUAUAAUGCUGCAAAAGUUUUUAAUGAUAUUCCUGAUGAUUUUAAAUGUAUGGAUUUUAAAAACUUUAAGAUUUCCUUAAAGAAACUUAUACUAGAUCGGAGUAAGGAAAGACUAAACUUAGACUGA